CCUCUUCCUCCUCCUUUCAGCGGAUGAGCAGCAGCGGAGGCUCUCAGAGCGGAGAAAGCGCUGCAGCUGCAGGAGGAGAACUCAGUGUAACCAGCCGUCGUUCUUCCUCCUCCUCCUCUUCUUCCUCCUGAAGAACACACUCACUCUGGAGUUCAGGACCGAAGCUGAAACUUGUGGGUCCGGAGGACGAACUUUCGGCUCGGCAUGGCGUCUCUGCUGAACUCCGCCUGCCUCAUCUUCUUGCCUGUUGCUCUGCUUCUCAUGUUGAGUCCGUGUCCAGUUGCUGCUGCCUCAACCAGAAGGUGUCACUCCAUCUACAAAGGCUUUGCUCGCUGUCUGAUGGCUCUGGGCGACAGUUUGACAGAAAACGCCCGCAAGGAGGAGGAAACCCACGAGAUCCACUCCAUCUGCAGGUCUUGGGAUGAGUUUCAUGACUGCGCUAACGUGGCGAUGGCUGGCUGUCCGGAGGAAGCAGCGGCCGUUUGGGAGUCUCUUCGCCAGGAAUCCAAGAAGAUGCAGUUCUCUGGGAACCUUUACGACAUGUGCUCCAACCGGAACAGCCACCCGGCAGACUCCAUCUCCCCCCACGGCUCCCUGAGCCAGGAGGAGAUCAACCAGGAGUCUCUAAGAGGACGCGCAGAUCAUCCGGCAGGCUGCCUCCGUCCUCUGCUGCUACUGGCUCCUCUCCUACUGCUGCUCCUUUGGAUAUAGCUACCCUGAAGAAAUGUGACUAGUGUAAAUAGAUAAAACUUUGUCUAAUAUUCUCUUUCCCCAAGUCCAUAGACUUUCCUCUGCUUCUUCCUCUGCUCUGCCAGGGGUUGCAUAUUUCUAAUUGCAUGCUGAGACGGCCUCACAGUCCUUUUGAUAACACAUUUCUGAACUUCGGUUCCGUUUCAUGAAUAUUCUCUGCCGCUUAAUGAGUGUUUCUGUUGGAAAUAUGCUCUGUACUUCUGCAAACACAGUUUUAGAGACGCACAGUGGAGCCACGUGUUUGUCUUUACGCGCUCACACUUUCGAAAUGCAGUCAUAGGUUUGCAUGUGAUGAUUCCAGGAAGGCUUCAGGUUCCUAACUGUGAUAACAGAAAAAGUAACGACAAAGUCACAAGCAAUACUGUUAGGAUUUAUGAUGCAUUCACUUGCUUAUUGAGAUUUUAGGCGAAAUUUGUGUUUCUGUCUUUAAAAGUUUAUUUUCUAAGCUCCAAACACUGAUUGCAUUGAAGAUUGCUGUUUUUCACCAAAGUUUAAAACAAAUAACAAACAAAUGAGAGCAAAUAUGUGUGUCCAACCACAGUUUAAAUAAAAAGUUGGUUAUUUGAAAUAAACAACUGGUGGCACGAACUUUCUGAUUGGGGAACAGGAAACGAUUUCUGCACAAACUUACAAAAAUAAUUUAAAAAAUGUACAUUUUGAAGGGCAGAAGGUAAAAGUUCUGGCUCAAAAUCUACUCAACUUUUACAAUUGUCUUCAUUGUGUGAUUGAUUUAACAGCAACUUCUCAAGCUGAGCAUGCAUGUGGCGACAGUGGAGUGAAAAACUCCACAGGAUGAAACCUCCAGCAGAACCAGAACCUGGGUCAGUAAGAGCAACUAUCAGAAAGAAAUAACAGCGAAUAAAGCAAAGUGGAGAAUAGCAGAAAAGAAAAGUUAAGAUCUGAGAGUUUGUUGUAAUUUGUUGUUAUUUUUUAUUAUAAAAAAGCUGGCAUGAUAGAAUUUUCUUUAUUUUUGACUGAAUUAAAAAAAGAUCUUACAAGUUUUCAUUCAAGUUUAGGAUUUGGAGUAAAAAGUUCAAAUAAAUCUUUGUCAUUGAGGGAUUUGAACAUUUGAGUCUACAGAGAAACCAUUUAUCUUUUAAAGAAGGAGCUAAAGCAGGGAGUCGUCUGCAAAGCAAUACAAAGAAACUCCAUGUUUCCUGAAAAUAAAGUGAAGCAGGACAAGAAGGAGGCAUAAAACUCAACACUGGGAUGAGAAUCAACAGAGGAUAUAAAGAUUCCACUCAGUCUGAUGCUUUCAAGCUUUUCUUUCUGUUAAUUACUAUGAUUUUAUUUUUACAGCAGGACCUUUUGGUCAAAAGGUGUGGAUACAGAACCAGUGGAUUCCUGCCUGUAUCUAAAUUAGAAUGAAAUAUAACUAAACAAAAGGUAUUUAGUGUUUAAGCUCCUAAAACAGGCAGUUGCAAUCAUUUCUAAAAGUGUCUCUUAUGUUUUUGUCAAUUAUUUGUUUUUGGUUUAAGCUGUAGUAUGUAACUUUUAUAUUUAUAAAAAAGGUUUAUUACAUAUUUGCUAAACCUGUCACUUUGUCCUGACAACAUGGCAUCAUGGGUAAUCUGUGGAAAGAUUGAUCUGCUCCUCCCUGAGCUGCUACUGUUCUCUGAAGAAAUGCACCAAACACAACCAAUCGGAGUCAGGAGGCGGGGCUUAGCGCUGCCUAUCAAUGCUGCUCAAUGUGUUAAUUGUGAAAAACAACUUAUCAUAACAGGAAAACCGUUUAGCCACUGUCAUCAAUUUAGCAUGAGAGUGAUUGACAGCGCUAAAACCCGCCUCCUGGCUCUGAUUGGUUGUUUCUGUCUAAGUGGUGUGUUCUGCAGUUUGUACUGGGAGAACUGGGAAAAGGCGGAGGAGCUCAAUUUUUUUCACAGAUUAUCUGUGUUAUAUACUGUCACGACCUAAUGAUAGUUUUAACAAAUAUGUAAAAAACAAUUUUUAAAAAAUAAAAUUUGCAUUCUCCAACUUUAACUACAGAAAGUCCAUUGUAAUGUUUUUAAAACAUAGAUAUGAAGACAAAAUCUGAUUUUUGCCGUUUUUAUGGAGUUAAUUGCAUAAAAUUUCCACAACAGUAUCACUAAGCAGCAUAAUAUAGAUAUACUUUUAGAUUGUUUUCCAUAAAUAUAAUUAUCCCAUGUGAGA
This is a messenger RNA of Xiphophorus maculatus (southern platyfish), 2901 nucleotides long. RefSeq names its product neuritin-like protein (gene nrn1la). Gene Ontology annotation, cellular component: plasma membrane. The record is from RefSeq and is a predicted model, not a curated record. Lineage: Eukaryota; Metazoa; Chordata; Actinopteri; Cyprinodontiformes; Poeciliidae. Gene Ontology annotation, biological process: nervous system development; neuron projection extension. The coding region runs from base 205 to 711 and encodes 168 amino acids. The transcript is spliced from 3 exons.